Messenger RNA from Neurospora tetrasperma FGSC 2508, 8109 nucleotides. RefSeq lists its product as uncharacterized. The transcript has 4 exons. Gene Ontology annotation, molecular function: protein binding. Lineage: Eukaryota; Fungi; Ascomycota; Sordariomycetes; Sordariales; Sordariaceae. Bases 1 to 7938 code for a protein of 2645 amino acids. The record is from RefSeq and is a predicted model, not a curated record.
AUGCUCGCCGUGCGAUCACGGCAUUACCGGUCGUCGACCUCGGCUUCGGCGGCCCAGACCUCGAAGGCGGCUGAAGUCCUCCAGAGCCUCCUCGACCGUCUUGUAGCUACGACGAAAGCGCCGGGAGCCAACGGUUAUCCCGACAUAGACGAGCUGAUAGACCACAUAAGAAGGAUACACCAACAUAUAGCAGCAGCGCGACCUCCCUCCCCACCACAAGACGACUUCCGCCAUCUGCACGGCUUCCAGACCCUUCUCGAUGUCCUGCGAUCAUUCUCGGGCUUCUAUAACCCGCAAAAGCGCACCGAAUCCGAGCGAGUUGGCUUGUUCGACUUGCUACAUGUCAUCCUGGCCACCAUAUCGGCCCUCUUCCGAGGACACCCCGGCAAUAGACGCUAUUUCCAGGACAGGGUUGAAGGGGGAGGUUGGGAGGCCCUGGAGCAGAUAAUCGCCAGCAUUGGGGUUGGAGGAGGCGACUCGGAUCUCUGGACAAACUGUCAGCUAUUUGGAAAGCUGCUUUCUUUUUCCCUCGAUGAUCAACGUCUCGACGAGCUGUGCCGCUCCGUUGCCGAAGAAGGAAAAGCACUCGAACAGACGCCGACCGAGCUCGAAUCAGAUAAACAGGAUGAAGUACCGGGACAAAAAGAAGAGGUGGAACUACAACCUACAGAAGCUGAGCGCUGGGUCAUUAUUCAGGAGAGGUUGAAAGCCAUUAUUGGGCCGACAACUGUUAUUCAGAAUGCAGAGAUUAUCCGGACGAUUGUGGGAUUUUGGGAGUCCAUUCCGAGAGCUGAGGGUGCUGCGGCCAGCCACGCUUCCAUGAUCGUGCUGACAGCCUUGUCAUGCGUCGCCUCUGUGUCGUUCUACAACUUAACAGCCAUUCACGGAACUGGCAUACUGUCCCGGCUUUUGCGCGUGCUCUUUUCCGAGAACAGCCUGCUUGCAGAGGCAGAGCAGAAAGACGCUGCGUGGCUUUGCAGAAAGCUGAUAUCGCUUGGAAUUGACGAGCUUGCAGAUGCCCAGUUCUUGCUCUCUCGCCAGGACGCUGUCAUGUCCGAGUUUUGCCUGGACAUGUCGGAAAAGCACAAUGGUCCUCCGUUUGUGCAGUUUGACCUCUCACUCCAUGGCCAUGCCUCUAUCGAGCUACCUAGUCUCGGCAGAACCUUCCCGCCACAAUCAGCGCCUGGAUAUACAUUUACUGCUUGGGUCCGUGUUGACAGGUUCGACCCCAAGUCUCAUACAACGCUUUUCGGGGUCUUCGACUCUACCCAAACAUGUUUCCUCUUGGCGUACCUAGAAAAAGAUACAAAGAACUUCAUCCUUCAGACGUCAGUAACGUCUUCAAGACCCAGUGUCAGAUUCAAGUCGGUUGUCUUCAAACCAAAUCGGUGGUAUCACAUUGCCAUCGUUCAUCGGAAACCCAAAACUUUGAUGACGAGCAAAGCGAGUCUUUUUGUAAAUGGAGAGUUCGCCGAACAGAUACGCUCAUCGUACCCGAGCACACCUCCACUUUCCAACGCCAGUACCGACAGCUUCGCAUCUUUCACGUCUAAUGCCAACAAAACGAACCCUGUGCAGGCCUUCCUGGGCACUCCUCGAGACUUGGCCACUCAAGUCGGCCCGGGGCUUGUACACUCAAAGUGGUCACUUGCUUCUGCUCACUUGUUCGAGGAUGUCAUGAGUGAUGAUCUCUUAGCUGUGCACUACCGACUGGGACCUCGUUACCAAGGUAACUUCCAGGAUUGUCUUGGUAGCUUCCAGACUUACGAGGCCUCGGCUGCUUUGGGUCUGCGAAAUGAAAUCUUCCAUCCUGGCAAAGAUGAGGUGUCGGACAUCCUGAGAGCUAUCAGGGACAAGGCUGGAACUAUCGUUCCGGAGCACAAGGUGUUAUUGAGUAUACUUCCACGAGCUGUGUUCCGAUCCGACGGAAAGUUCAUGGAAUCAACGCUGUUUCGAUCUCUCUCUCGGCACUCCGUCACCAACUUGUUGCACUCAACCACUAAAAAUGGGACUCCUGUUGCGAUAAACGGAGCCGUGUCCUGCAUUAAUGACGCGUUGAUAAGAGCCAAUGGUUCUGGAGUUCUUACCGGCGACCCGGUCCUUGCUACUCCCUACAACUUCGACGACAAUCUUUGGCGCUUGGCCGGCUUCACACCCGUUGCUCUUAAGAUUGUUGAGCGGACCACCACAGGUGAUGACCUCGUGCGUGCCGUUGAGAUAAUGCUCCACUGCAUCACCCAUAGCUGGAGAAACAGCGAGGCAAUGGAACGAGACAAUGGCUAUGCCAUCCUGAGCAUGUUACUACGUGCCAAACUGGGAUAUGGCGUAUCUGUUUCUGACAAUCCUUCAUGGAGGCUCUCACUGAGCCCCGAUGAGAAGACCAGGCUCACCUUUCAGUUGCUGAGCCUUGUGCUGAGUUUUGUUGGCUAUAAUCAUGCUGACCCCAUUGAGUCGUUUAUCGUGAACCCUCUUGCCUAUCGCAUCCUUUUGAUCGACCCCGACUUCUGGCGCAAAUCUGCACCCAUGAUACAGGAGCUAUACUACAAGCAGUUUGUUACGUUUGCGGUAAACAGCAAGCACCACCAAUUCAAUAGUCGUAGACUUCUACGCAUGCGUAUUAUCAAGCGGCUAUUAGACGCUUUGAAGACGGAAACCAUCUCCGAAGACAUCUUACCACACUUCCUGACCUCAUUCGAGGCCCUGAUAAGGUGUAGUUAUAGUGCCGAAGUUUAUCGCUCUCUUGCUCUUUUCAUCACUUAUACCUUCCAUACUCCUGCAAACUCAUUGCCGCGAACACCAAGAGCCCUUUCUUCAGCUAGUCGAUCAGUCACCCCCGGCCCCGGCCCUUAUACCGCCAAGCGACCUUCUCCCGAAUAUAGCGGGCCGUCUUCCAGCAAUGGCUCGAGGAUGCUCACACGAAAACAGCUCGGCGUGAAAAUGCUGGAAAUGUACACCAGGAUCCUCUGCGAAAAGAACAACUCGGUGGACAUUAGCAGGUUUGCCAAGACGGUGACCAACAAGGUGAUUGAUAUCAAGGGCUCAGAAAAGGAGUUCGUGCUGACGACGAGCCAGUGGCUACUCUACCUGCUCGCCGAAAACGAUCCCGAAAUUGUCGUCUAUGGAUGCAAGAUCCUCGCUCGCCUGCUUGUCACCCAACCCACCAGCUACACAGCCAAGUUCGCUUCCAAGACCGGUGGCUUUUGGAUCAUGGCACAUCGGUUAAAACACUGGUGGGACAUUCCCACUCUUUGGGCCAUCCUCUUUAGUAUCCUCUUUGGAUACGAUGUCGCCCAAAUCGACUUUGACAAGUCGUUCGACUUCUUCAGCCUCUUGGAGAUCUUUGGAGACAGCAAAGUGGUAUACCCAGACGUGCUCCCGGUUAUGACUGCCAUGCUGCAGCACGGCCUUAGGGAUGUUCUUAGGUAUCAGGAUGAUCCGGACUCACCAGCAGCCGAACACAGCGGGGCCACUACGUCUGGGGGCAAUCUAGCUGCGGUUCAUACGAGACCUAGAGCUAGAUCUAUGGAGUUGGGCCAGGCCCUUGAAUCCAGAAGAGCCCCCAUGCCCGAUAAAGAAAGAGUCGUCAAUCACGCGAGCAUUUUGCAAACGGUUGUCCGUUUCAUGGCAGAUAUGUACAGCCGAUCCGAGAGCUUUCGUGAUUUCGCGUUGGCAUCAGACUAUGUUCGGCUACUUUUAUCUGCUUUGUAUCCCAUUGUCGUCAGUGCUGACCCAGUCUCACCCGAAACUGAACUUGGAUCUAAGGACUCCCCGCUCAAUUUCGACGGAAUUGAUGUGAUUAUUCGGCCAGUGGUCAGGUCAUCAUCAUCAGCAACUCCGAUCGUGCGAACGACCAAUACUGCCGUGGCUGAGCAGCCAAACCCUUCAGCGGGACAAAGUCGCGGUACACCUUUGCGCAGGCCGUCGUCUUUCAUCCUCGUAGCUCAAGAUCAACCCAUGUCUCCUCCACCUUCCCGUCUCAAUCACGUCAUGUCUCCGAAGAAGAAGGUUGCCACUCAGCAAGUAAGCAACGUGGUUUUGGAGAGCAUCCUGGAACUCAUCAUCAGCGUCUUCAACGACCAGAUCUUAUCACGUAAGGACUUUACGGGAUUCGGUCUUUUCCUCAAGGUUCCGCCGGGCUUCCAGGAGCAUCAGGCGUAUUUCGAAACCUACAUCCUACGCAAUGCCAUUACGCAACUGAGAAACGCUGUCCAACUAGACCAGAAGGCGCUUCUGGAACCUAGGGUUUUACAGAAUAUGUCACGCCUCAACAUGCACAUGGCCGAGGCCAUCUUUGAGGGCUGGUUCAUCAAUGGCGCUGAGACCAUGCUUGACUUCACUGGGACACUAUUGGAGUAUCUACAGCGGCCAGAUGUCUCAAGCACGAAGAGUGUCCGACUUUGCAGUUCUGCAGUCAACACGAUCAGGACAACGUUCCUCAAGCUUGUCCUACUGAAGCUGUCCGACAUGGAUGACCCGCAAACAACUGACCAAGAGGCCACGUCGAUCAUGGAGAAACUCCUUUACUGGCAAGCCGUCCUCCUUAACUGCUUGUCUCUGGAUGACGACUUUAUGAAGCUUCUCUGGUAUCAGUUUUACAACAAGCUGGUCGACGCCCGUGAACCAAUUCGUCUCAUGGCAGCAAUGCUGUGGCGGAUAAUGCUUGUUCAGAAGCCCGAGGAGUCAUCGAUGCUAUUUCGUCAGUUUAUGACCCCUGAUCAACAGCCACUAGCCAGGGGCUUCAGAAGGCUCACCCAGCUGGAUGAUGUAUCGUUUCUUGAGUGGGUGGACAGUUAUCGGUCAUCCCUCGAUAUCUUGUUCUUCGGUGGCAUGUCCAAGGCGUGGGAGGACUAUGUGCGUGCCGAGAACCAGCGCACGGCAGACACCGCUAGGUCGCGGAUGAGGAAUCGCAAAGAUAAGCUCAGACAAUGGCAUACCGAAGCCAUGGAGCGCGAUAGCAUCUUGCUUCGGCAUGAGAUGAGCAAUAACGCGUGGAUGAAGAGCAUCUACUUUACUGAACAUUUCAAACACCAGAGGCUCCAGCAGGACCAGCAGGAUGAUAAUGCCUUUUUGGCUUCAUCGUUUACAAAGAUGGAGCGCGAGCUGUACCGGCCUGGUGCGGUGUUUGCCAAGGAGCAGAAAAUCAAAUGGAAGCUUGAUCGUACGGAGGGUCGGAAUCGCAUGCGUCUCCGCCUGCUCCCCGAUUAUGCUGCACAGCAACAACCGGAUUAUCAACCGAGGGGAAAUGCUGGUAGCGGCGCUCCAGCUUCAAGUCUAGCUGCGGGUGACAGCUCGUCGUCUGGCCGUAGGAGCCGCGCGCCUUCAUCCGUUGCCCAGCCGCAGAGCAAAGCCGGAGCCGAGCCCCCAAGUGACUCCAACACAAACCUGGCGCCCAAAUUUGCGCCAGGCGAUUCUGACCAACAAAGCGUUUCACCAGAGGAUGACUACGAGCUUGUGGAUGACCCGAACGAACAGGAAGAUGAUACCUUUGAAGACAAGAAUCGGAAGGUCAUGCGGCGACUACAGCAAGGUGACACAGUGCAGAACGUCUACAACAUCUCUCGCAUCAUUGGCUUGGAUGCAUCCGAGGGUAUACUGAUCAUUGGCAAGGAAGCUUUGUACCUGAUGGAUAACCUUUUCCAGAGCCCCGAUGGAGAGAUCAUAAAUGUCUGGCAAGCACCUCCGGAAGAGCGCGACCCUUUCUCUGUUAUGAUCUCCGGUCAGAGCAAUGACCGCAGGCAAGGCCAGAACCGCACAGAUCAAGAGUCGCGCAGCUGGAGAUGGCAGGAUGUCCUUAGUGUCUCAAAACGUCGCUUCCUCUUCCGCGAUGUGGCAAUCGAGAUAUUCUUCACUGAUGGUAGGAGUUACCUAUUCACAGCUCUCAACUCUGCCAUGAGAGACGAGAUCUACAGCCGAAUGAUGAACAAGACGCCUCAUAGCAACGGCCCGAACUUGCUACCCACGCCGGAAGAUGCCUGGCGUCUUGAAAGUCUCAAGUUCAGUGAAGAGGCACCGCAGACUCUGGGCAUGAAGUUUGGAAGCAUCUUUAACUCUUCUGCUGGGAACCCUAUGAUGAGGAAGUGGCAAAAGGGCGAAAUUUCCAACUUUCAUUAUUUGAUGUUGGUCAACACCAUGGCUGGCAGGACCUUCAAUGAUCUUACGCAGUAUCCCGUCUUCCCUUGGGUGCUGGCAGAUUAUACCAGCGAGGAACUCGAUCUGAAUGACCCGGCCACGUUCAGAGAUCUCUCGAAGCCCAUGGGCGCUCAAACGAAGAGUCGUAUGGACACAUUCAUGGCCAAGUACCAAAGCUUGGCUGAGAUGGACGAACAACCGUACCAUUAUGGUACCCACUACUCGUCAGCGAUGAUUGUUUCGUCAUACUUGAUUCGCCUGCCUCCUUUCGUGCAGACAUUCAUCCUGAUGCAGGGUGGCUCGUUUGACCACGCUGACAGACUCUUCUAUUCAAUCGAGGGUGCUUGGGCAUCCGCUUCAAGAGACAACGGUACCGACGUUCGUGAACUGACUCCCGAGUUCUUCUACCUUCCCGAGUUUCUGACCAACAUCAACGGGUACAACUUUGGCACUCGUCAGGGCGAUGGUGGCAAGGUCGAUAAUGUCAUUCUACCACCCUGGGCCAAGGGAGAUCCCAAGAUCUUCAUUGCCAAAAACCGUGAAGCGCUCGAGAGUCCGUAUGUCAGUCAGAGGUUGCACCAGUGGAUCGAUCUUAUUUUCGGAUACAAGCAGCGCGGAGAUGCGGCGGUGGAAGCCUGCAAUGUGUUCCACCCGUUAUCGUACAAGGGCGGCAAAGACCUGGACAACAUCUCUGAUCCCCAAGAGCGUCUUAUUGCCACGAACAUCAUUCACAACUUUGGUCAGACACCACACCAGGUGUUCACAAAACCCCAUCCCGCUCGCGAGCACGCAAGGUGUCCCAUCAAGAGGCUGGACACCUCCGUCCACGCUCUGACCAACCAACCGCAUCCCCUUCUUGACAGCCACGAACGCGUGUCGUCCCUAAUCUACGCACCCAAGCUGGACCGCUUGCUCUGCGCUUCGCCUUUCCGUCUGAACCUGCCCCCACAAUACGACAAGUUCCUCGAAUGGGGCUACGCCGACGGCAGCGUGCGAUUCUUCUUCACGAACGACCGCAAGCCCGCCGGCCUCUUUGAGAACCUGCACAUAGGGCAGAUCUCCACCCUGACCUUCGCCGACUCCAAGACCCUCAUCACCGCCGGCGAGGACUGCGUCGUGUCCGUGUACACAGUCCAGUCCAGCCCCGGCAAACCCGUAGAGCUGGUCCCGCGCUCGUCCCUAUUCGGACACAAGACGCCCGUGACCACCAUCGCCGUGUCCAAGGCCUUUAGCACCUUCGUCACCGUCUCGCAGGAUGGUAUUUCUUUUCUCUGGGACCUCAACCGCCUCGAGUUCAUCCGCAAACUGCCCCUGGCAAGACCGGUAGAGUGUGCGCGCAUCCACGACGUGACGGGCGAGAUCAUGCUCUGCAGCGGGCCGAACGUGUUGCUCUACACGCUCAACGGCGAGCUAAUCCUCGACCAAAACGUGUGCUCCGAGGGUGACACGAACGACUACAUUCACUCAUGCGCCUUCUACGAAGGCACCAGCACCAGCACCGUCGGCGGCGGCGGCAACGAGUGGGUGGAGGAGAACCUGGUGUUCACCGGCCACAAGAGAGGCAGGGUGAACGUGUGGAGGAAGACGGUGGCAGAGUAUAAGAAGGCUUCGGCUUCGGGAGGUAGCAGCAGCAGCAGCAGGUGGGUGCUGGAGCUGGUCAGGAGGUUGGAUCAUAUCAAUACCAAGAGCGAGACGGGACAAAAUGUGGAGGCGGCGAUUACGUGUAUUACGCCGAUGCCGAGUUGUGUUUAUACGGGCGAUGAUGAUGGGCGCGUGUAUGAGUGGAACCUGAUUCAGCGGGAGCGAUAGUGCGACAGGGCUGUAUAUAUCAGAGUAUGGAAAAGCAGAUGUGAAGGCGACGAUGGUAAGCUGUUAGAAGACUUCUUGUGGGUGGUAGGAGAGGAAGAGGAGUAGUUCUGAUGGAAAUGGGAAAGGCACCAUUUUGAUGGAGAAGCAUAGAUAUAGGGAACAGCGAUUUAC